Pieris rapae (cabbage white) is the source of this 4107-nucleotide messenger RNA. Its product is annotated as arylsulfatase B-like. The record is from RefSeq and is a predicted model, not a curated record. The transcript is spliced from 7 exons. The coding region runs from base 699 to 2330 and encodes 543 amino acids. Lineage: Eukaryota; Metazoa; Arthropoda; Insecta; Lepidoptera; Pieridae.
AAACACAAAUAAUUUAAUUUCAAACAAUGUGUCUGUCAGUCUUACAAUUAAGCCAAUUUAGAGUUUCGUUGUUUAGACUACAUAUAAACGCUUUCUACUACUAUUUAGAUGGAGUAAUUAUGGCACUAACAAAUAAAAACGUUUAAUAGUUAUUGCAAAAGUAUAUAUGUGAAAAUGCACCUUAUAUACAAACAGUUGUAUACAAGGUGAAAUUGCCCAGGUCCGCUGUAGCAUCCUAAUAUUUAACUAAGAGCCUGAAGUCUAUUUAAGUAUAUAUAGUCCUAGAAUUUCUUAGUGUGGAAUAUCAAUAGUUAGCCGGGCACGGUUAAGUGUAAUCUUUAGUUUUUUUUUGUUGUAGCAAAGUUUAAUUCAUGCAGAAAUAUAUAUAGUUUUGGUUUUUAUGUUUUUCGGCUAUUUUAUCUGAAGUUUUACACACAUUAAAAUGUUUAUAACCAACAUUGUCUACAGUACGAGUGAAAAUUUGAAAGGUCAUAGGUCAAGGGAGCUAUAGUGAAAUGGAGGAUACAAUUUAUUUGUCUUGUGACCCGCUAAUACUUGUGUCAUAUCAUUGCAUAAUUCUCUCGAAGAAGUUGUUGUCGCUUCAGUUUGUUUACUAUCAAUAAGAUCGACAGUCGUAUUGUUUGUAUGUCUCUAUUGUAAUAUUUGUAUGCUACUUUGUUUAAAUAUUUUACGUAAAAAUGUUUUUUUUAAGUAUUAAAAUAUUCUUAUUAUUAUCAUCUUUCUUUAUUGUGAGUGACGGGAAAUUUAGCCGGCCAAAUAUAGUUCUAAUUGUUGCUGAUGACUUGGGUUGGGAUGAUGUCAGUUUUCAUGGGUCAAACCAAUCUUUAACUCCUAAUAUUGACAUGAUGGCACUCACGGGUGUAGCUUUGGAACGCUACUACAGCCACUGUGUAUGCACACCGUCGCGAACAGCCAUGCUUACUGGAAAAUAUGCUCACGUUGUAGGAAUGCAAGGCUAUCCCUUGACAAAUGGAGAAGACAGAGGACUACCGCUGAUGCAUAAAAUAUUACCACAGUAUUUCAAAGAUUUAGGUUAUGUCACACGACUGGUUGGGAAAUGGCAUCUUGGACAUUCAAAGAAGAAAUAUUUACCAACAUAUCGCGGAUUUGACAGCCAUUUUGGUCAUAGAGGCGGUUUUAUCGAUUACUAUGAAUAUAUAUUGCAGGAGACUUGGACUAUAGGAGAAGUAGCUGGCUUUGAUUUAUAUAGAGAUAUGACCCCAGCAUGGAACGCCAAAGGUUACGUCACUGACCUUUACAAUGCGGAAGCCAAGUCAAUAAUAAGCAAUCACGAUAAAGACAAGCCGCUAUUUCUAAUGGUAGCACACAACGCGCCCCACUCCGCUAACUUGGGAGCGCAGUUACAGGCUCCGCCGGAGACCGUGCGAGACAUGCGAUUUCUUGCCUCUCCACAAAGGAGGAUAUAUGCCGGCAUGGUCAAGAAAUUAGACGACAGUGUCGGCGAUAUAGUUAAGGCACUGCAUACAAAAGGAAUUUUAGAUAACACGAUAAUCGUAUUCAUAUCAGACAAUGGUGGUGCAACAACAGGUGCUUCAGUCAAUUAUGCAUCAAAUUACCCACUAAGAGGUAUUAAGUUCACUCCAUUUGAAGGAGGUGUUAGAGUUAAUGGAUUAAUAUGGAGCAAGAACUUGACUAAAACUAAUCAUAUAUGGAAAGGAUAUAUGCACGUAUCCGACUGGAUGCCUACAUUAUUAAAAGCAGCUGGUGCAACUCCACCAGCGGAUAUUGAUGGCAUUGAUCUAUGGGAUAGUAUCACCUCUAAUAAGUCUUCCAAACGCAAUGUCAUAUUCGAAAUCGAUGACUACACUGGAUUCGCUUCUAUCAUUGAGGACGAGUUUAAAUUAGUUACAGGAACAAUUGUGACUGAAUAUUGUAAUCACCAAGGAAGAGAACUUAGAGGACUCACUUGUGAUCCUCCCACAUAUAAAAAAGCUCUUACCGAGAGUGCUAUAUAUUCCGUCAUAACUGAAAUGGGUAUUCCUUUUAAAUUAAAUAAUACAAACUUAAGGGAGUAUAUGAAAAUAGAGUGUCCAGUGAAUGAUAAAAGUGAAAUUUGUUAUCCGGAUAAAGAUAAACAGUGUCUGUUUAACAUAGUGCAGGAUCCUUGUGAAACACAGGAUUUAUCAAGCACUUAUCCCGAUGUUGCUGAUAGAUUGUACUCCCGUUUGCAAGACGAGAUGAAGAGGAUAAUUCCGAGGAAAGUGCCGCUCGUCAGAGACUUGAGAGCUGCGCCGAGUUUACAUAAUUACACAUGGACGAUAUGGGCUGACGAGAUCGCAACUGAGUAAAGAUUAGUUAGACUGUGGUACAUUUUAAUGAGAGUAUGCUGUAAAUUAUUACUUAUUUGUAUUCUUAUUGGAAAAUUUAUUAUAUUUAGUAGGAAGAUUUUUUAGAAAUCAAUAGCUACAUUGUAAAUAGUGAGAAUUCACCGAAGAGGACCAUUCUUAGUUGAAUAUCAUUUAUUGAGAUGACGUGGGUCUGCAAAACGUAAUGGCAAUUAAUUAUAAACUAACUGUCAACCAUCUUUCAUUUAGCGUUUAUUUUAAACUUAACAACAAAAUAUCUAUAUUUUUCAUAGGUACAAUAGUUACAAAGAUUUGCACUGAUUCGUAUUAAUGAAACUCGUAAUAUAAAUCAGUGCAGAUCUGUUGCUUAAAGAGUAAUCUUAUAACAUAAUCAAAAUGAUGUCAAGGUUUUAUAAGUUUCGAUAGUUUAUAUUAUUUUAAGAUUUCUUAACUUUACUAUGUUUAAACAUAAACAUCUUCAAAUCUGAAACUGAUAAAAAUACUUGUUUUGUUUAUUCACCACAUUAUUGUACCAGUGUAAAAGAUCCGGGGUAUAACUGUUUAUUUAUUGUACACAUAUUAACUAUACUAUAUAAUCGAGUCAUAAACAUAUAUCCCCAUGCAACGUUCAUUAUUGUAAAUGUUAUAAGUGUGGCGAGUCACCUGAAAAUAAAGUUUAUUUACUUACAAAAAGGUACUCAAACGAUUUACAUGAAGGAUCUUUUAUCUUUGCAAAUGUGUCAAGACAAAUAGGGUAAAAUAUUGUUCGGAUAAUGAGCGAGAUUGUUGUCCUGGUCAAUAUGAAUAAUCUCGUGUUUCUGCUUAUUAUGUUUGUAUUGUAUAUGCUCCCAGUUGAAUAUAUUGCCAGCGAAGGUCGUAUUUUCGUCAUAGUUGAAUUCAAUAUAAAUUUGUUGUGUAAUAAAGGUGACACUUCAGAUAUUGGCAAUUUUUAACUUUAAGUCUUCUACCAAAUUUGUACAAACUAUCCGCAAUAUGUGUAGAAAAAAGAAUAGCUAUAUUUAUAGAAAGCACCAACCUGUAGAACAAGUUGGAUUUCGAGCAGGAUAGUCAACGACUGAACAUAUUAUACAAACGGUAGAUUUAAUCGUAGAAAAGCAUCAAGAGUUUUACCAGCCCCUAUAUCUAGCAUUCAUUGAUUUAUUAGCAUUUGACUGCAUCUCACAUGAAAGUAUUUGGCAGGCGCUUUCAUAUCGAGGCAUACCAGCUAUAUACAUAAAUAUUAUAAGAAGAGUACCAGUUAAGUAAAACUAGACAGACUUGGACCAAAAUUUUGUAUAAGAAGAGAAGUAAAACCUCUAAAACCUUUAAAAUUUCUAGUUUUAUGUUCUGAGUUUGCUUUAAAGUAACAAUUGAGCAAUGAAGAAAAUAUUUUAUGCUGUAUCUGUAUAUACGCAUAUAGUAUUAGAAAGUUUUAUAAUUUCUUCGGAAUCAAUAAAAGCAUUAUGAAAUCUAAAAAAAAUAUGUAUGUAAUUUUUGUUAUCUAAAUUUCAGAAAUUGAUCAGUAAUGACUAAAAGAUAUAUCGUUAGUUAUAAGUAAACUAUCGCGAAAUUAUUAAAGAAUUUUUCACUUUUAUAGAGAGACAACAAUAGCGCAUAUAUUUUAAUUAUUUUGCAAUUGUAUAGAAUAUUCGCAGUUUUCCAUACUUUUAUACUCGUUCAGCUGCCGAGCAAGACGGUCUUAAAAUUAUCGGCGAAAUAAAUUGGGUUUUUAUAAUUAUAUGCAUUCUUAGAUUAAUUAAAUAUGUAUAUUCAAACAUCA